UUUUCAUUUGUUCAGGCCUCUUUCCGGUCUUUCUCCUCUUUCAAUCGAUGCUUUCCACCCUAAUAUGAUGAUGAUGACUGGUGGUGGAACAAAAAUUUCGACGGGUGCAAAUUCUCAUCACCACCAUCAAGGUGGUGCAUUAGGAAGUAGUUUUAAGCCGUCAAACUUCGCGCCGCUGAUGAAUGGAGGUUCUGGAACUUCUGCAGCGAUGAUGAAACCUAUGCCUGUUCAACAAAUGUUACCACCUUCAAAUGCGACGGUGCUGAGUCACCAAAGUACAAAACAAUCAAACCAUAAAUCUAGACAAAGCACUGAAGGGGAAUAUCAGUUAAUAAAAAAUGAAGUGCUUUCUUCUUCUUAUGGAAACCAAUACGAAGUUCUUGAAUUUCUUGGUAAGGGCACUUUUGGCCAAGUAGUGAAAGCAUGGAAGAAAGGCACAAAUGAGAUUGUUGCUAUAAAAAUCCUUAAAAAGCACCCAAGUUAUGCACGACAAGGACAAAUUGAAGUUUCAAUUCUUUCACGUCUAAGCAAUGAAAAUGCUGAAGAAUUCAAUUUUGUCCGUGCUUAUGAAUGCUUUCAACACAAAAAUCAUACGUGUUUGGUCUUUGAAAUGCUUGAACAAAACCUUUAUGAUUUCCUUAAACAAAAUAAAUUUACUCCGCUUCCACUUUCAAGUAUUCGGCCUAUUGUGCAGCAAGUGCUUACUGCAUUGUUAAAGCUUAAGCAACUUGAACUUAUACAUGCUGAUUUAAAGCCAGAAAAUAUUAUGCUUGUUGAUCCUGCAAAUCAACCGUUUCGUGUCAAGGUUAUAGAUUUUGGCUCUGCAUCCCAUAGAAGCAAAGCUGUUACAAACACAUAUUUGCAAUCGCGUUAUUACCGUGCACCCGAAAUCAUUCUUGGUCUUGCCUUCCGUGAGGCUAUCGAUAUGUGGUCUUUGGGGUGUGUAAUUGCUGAACUUUUCCUUGGUUGGCCCCUUUAUCCCGGCUCUUCAGAAUAUGAUCAAAUGCGUUUUAUUGUUCAAACACAAGGAUUGCCUCCUGCACAAAUGCUUGCUGACGCAGCAAAAACCCAUCGUUUCUUUAAAAUUAUAAAAGACAUGGCUUCUUAUUGGAGACUCAAGACGGUUGAUGAAUUUGAAAUGGAAGUGAGUACAAAAAGCAAGGAGACACGUCGUUAUAUUUUUAAUUGUCUUGAUGAUAUUGCUCAGGUACAUUUACCUCGUGAUUUGGACGAAAUUGAUUCAAUGGUUGAACGUUGCGAUCGUCAGGAAUUUGUUGAUAUUCUUAAGCUUAUGUUGAGUAUGGAUCAGGAACGACGCUUAACACCUCAAGGAGGAUUGCAGCACAAAUUUAUAAAAAUGACUCAUUUAAUUGAAUGGGGUCGAACAAAUUACUAUCAGGUUUUUUUGAAAUUCGAUUUUUUAUUAUUUCAUUUAAAGGUCGCUGCUCAACACAUGGAAGUUUGUUAUCGUAGUCCAUCAGUUCGAACUUCAUCUUCAAACUAUUCAUUACGCUCCGCUAAUACUGGAGCUGGCCCAAUUACUUCAAUUGCUUCUGCGGCCACACAAUCUCAACAGCCUCAAAAUUUGAUCGCCGCUCCUUUGCUAGCAGCGGCUAAUGCACUUUCGAGUGGUGGUGUUGGGAUGUCACACAAUUCUCAACAUCGUUCAGCUGCAACUGGAACUUCAAUUGGUCAAGCUAAUGCACAAAUUGGAGUGGGGGGAGGUGGUAGUAUCCAACAAGCUGGAACAAAUCCUUUAGCACUUCCUUCAGAAUUUUCCAAUUUAUUCCAUCAUUACCAAGCAUUAACAAAUGGACAACUUCCAGCCAAUCAGGCUGCUGCUGCCCCUUAUAUUUGCCAGCCUUUGAUGACUACUGUUCUUCCUUAUACUCGUCAACCACAACAAUUAAAUUCCUUAACUAACUUUGCUGCUGCCACUGCUACAGCUGCUCAACCACAAGCAGCUCUGAUUUCCCAGUUUGUUCCUAUCUCAUCGUUCGUUGAUCCAUUGUUGGCCGCAGCGGCUGUGGCUGCUUCUAAUGGUGGAGUUAAUGGAACUGUGAAUGUUUCUACUGCAGCUCAACACCACCCUCUCCACCAGUCAUCUUCAACCGUUGGCGGAGCUCAAAAUGUUGUUUCUGCUGCUCAACUGACUUCCAAUUGGGGAUGUUCGUCUAAUACGCAAAAUCCUGCAUUUGCUGUUGCUGCUAAUAAUCCUCUCUUUCCUUGGGCAGUAGCUGCAGCCGCUCAACAGGCUCUUCUGCCUCCACCUGCCCCUCAACAUAAUACAAACGGAAGCAGUGAUUCGUUUCUUUCACAUAACGCUGCUGCAGCGGCUGCUCAUGCUAGACAAUUGGCUGCAACUGCUGCAUUUCUCCAGCAAUUUCCACAUCUUUUCCAAGCCGCUUCUGCAAAUACAUUUCCACCACAGCAACAGACUGUAGCGCAUCAACAAAAUGCUGCGGCAGCUGCCGCGGCAAAGAACUAUUCACAUCAAUUGCAAAUAUUGGCUCAAGUUCAUCAGCAACAACAGGAAGAAUGGGCUGCUCAAGUUUUGAAUGGAAUUCAUCCAAAUUCAUCUGCAAUUAAUGUCCAGCAGCCGCAACAAAUUCAGCAAUCUGCGGCUUAUGCCAAAUUAAAAAAUGAUUCACUUCAGCAAUUAAUGCAACCAUCAGCGAAUGAUCAUUAUAUCGAUAGACAAAAUUUGGAAAAUGUGCAUCAACAACAUGAACAGGCACUUAAAAAUUCUGUUAACCAAUCAAACAUUAUGAAUUCUUCAUUUUCUUCCAAUAAUGGGGCUUUAGACUCAAGUACUACAUUACCAACAAGCGCCGCUUCAUCAUCUGCGAGAAAAGCAUCAAAUACCAGAUGUGCAAUUGUCCGUCCUCAGCCACAUGCACAACCGUCACAAAUAAUUCAGCAACAACAGUUCAAUCAAAACCAACGACAACAUCAGCAACAGGUUGCUAAUGCAACGGCUGCAUUUAUCCUCCAACAACAACAGCAACAAGCUGCUGAGCAUCUUCUCACUUCUGGCAAUCCCAAUGGUGGUAAUCCUUUCUUUUCUGUUGUUGAUGCUUCAGGAACAACGUCUGGUAUUGAACAAACAAUUGGAAAUAACAACAAUGGUUAUGCACCGUUUAUGUCUUCAAAUCGAUCAAAUGCUUCAACAACCGCGGCUUUAAAUGCAGCAAAUCCAGCAAUGUUGGCACAUAUGCUUGAUCUGACGUAUAUAAUUUGCAUAAAAAUUAAUUAA
Messenger RNA from Meloidogyne enterolobii, 3256 nucleotides. NCBI's taxonomy places the organism in Eukaryota, Metazoa, Nematoda, Chromadorea, Rhabditida, Meloidogynidae. The record is from the annotation of a GenBank genome assembly.